This is a messenger RNA of Peniophora sp. CBMAI 1063, 951 nucleotides long. The record is from the annotation of a GenBank genome assembly. Lineage: Eukaryota; Fungi; Basidiomycota; Agaricomycetes; Russulales; Peniophoraceae.
AUGGUGCGGAUGAACGUGACCGUUGACCCGGAGCUUGAGGUCAUAGUGACGGUGGAGUUCAUUGAAGCCCAGCGUAUGGCUGCAACUGAAAGCCUCCUACUCUUCGGCCUCUAUGCUCUCCUAGCUUCAGUAUAUCUCGCCGUGUUGUAUUGUCUAUGGAGGGGCGGCUUGCGUUCGAACCUAAGCAAAGUACACCUAGGAGCCGUCACCGUGAUGUUUGUAUUGACGACAGUGUAUAUCGUCUCGGACGCGCUUUACCUCAGAGGGAGUUUUGAUGCUCUUCUGGAUCCGACUGGGAGCACGAAGUUCGCCCAGACCGCGAACGUUGUCAACAACAUUGCAUACGCGGCGUUCUCUACAACCGUCACUAUAGGAGAUGCCAUCAUCUUGUGGCGCGCGGCCAUGCUUUGUGCGUGGCCUCGCUGGGUGAUGUUUACGUGUGCUAUUGUCAUCCUCUUUCAAGGAGUAGCGUGGAUUCUAGGCAAACACUACAGCUUCUGGAUCGCGGCGCAGGCUGUCACUCUCACAACGAGUCUUGCCGCAACCAUUGCCGUUACCGCAUUGGCAUGGCACCAUCGCACGAUGCUACGCAGCAAGAUCGCUAUGGUAUCUCGGCGGAGCGCAUUCGAGAGCAUCGUAACGAUCUUGACAGAGACAGGGAUUGUAUACACCAUACUCUGGGGAGUCUACAUCCCAUCCCAACUACCUUCAGCCGAACACACUACAUAUAGUGUUGUGAUGUCCGAUAUCAUGACCAUUUUUGCGCCACUAUACCCUAUGACGAUAGUCAUCGUGGUCGCGCUACACAGGUCAGAACUCGAGGACUCGAAGCUCACCAGCAUUGAGCCCAUCACGGUCGCCGACGCCGAGCGUAUGGAGUUUCUCCCACAGGAGACGGUGGUCGACAUAGUCCGUCCUGAGUUCAACCCGUACGACAUGAUUCGCAAGUGA